Messenger RNA from Neohortaea acidophila, 1600 nucleotides. RefSeq names its product PIG-X. Gene Ontology annotation, cellular component: endoplasmic reticulum membrane; glycosylphosphatidylinositol-mannosyltransferase I complex. The record is from RefSeq and is a predicted model, not a curated record. Bases 22 to 1578 code for a protein of 518 amino acids. Gene Ontology annotation, biological process: GPI anchor biosynthetic process; protein processing. Lineage: Eukaryota; Fungi; Ascomycota; Dothideomycetes; Mycosphaerellales; Teratosphaeriaceae. Gene Ontology annotation, molecular function: mannosyltransferase activity. The transcript is spliced from 4 exons.
ACAAGAAAGAAGUAGACAAGCAUGAAGCAGCGCCUCACCUACCUACUACCAGCAAACAGCAGUCUCGCGCCCUCCGAUCUCUCCGUGAAAGCAGACCGCCUCGACUUCGCCAAAGCGCCGCAAGCGCACGAGGAAUGGCGAGUCACGCUCGGACUGCACGAACUGCCCGAUGAACUCAAGCUGUUCCUUGUCGGAUGUCAAGAACUGCAUCUCCGCUGGUCGUCGCGGCGACCUCACGUUCUCACUCCGCCGCUGGUUUCGAGACUUCCGGCUGGGUUGCAUGUUUUUUUGACGCCGAGUGGGGUUGAGGAUGACCUGCCCAUCUGUAACCUCCUGAAAAAGCUAGUUGGCGACGAAUCCAAGUGCGACUCUGUCCACGAGUCUUUCGCCCGCUUGCCUGCUGUUUCCGAAAGCCCUGCGCAACCUGCUACAUUUCAGUGGUAUCAGAAUUCGUCGAUUCGGAGGGAGGGGUUGGCGGAGGUGUUUUUGGGGAAAAUUUGCCCUCCGUCUUCAGCCAACUCGGAUUGGGGUCGGGCUUGCGAUUCUCUAAUCCGGACUCUGGACGAUGCGAGCCAUGUGGAUGUUGAUUUCGAUGCGGCUGGCCAGACUCUGGAUUUUACGGCAUAUUGGAGUGCUGAGGAUGAUGCGGUGUCUCGAGAGUCUUCUGGACGGGUGUAUCGGAAAGCUGGGCCGGAGGGAAGACUUGAAGUUGGCGUGCUUCAUGCGGAAGAAGCGAAGGAUUCGGGAGAGCUGUCUCUAGGCGGAUACCUGACGGUUAUCGGCGAGGAUGAGCGACCGAGUGCAACGCUCUUCUCUUUCCCCUCCCGCCACCACCCCCUUCCCCCAACCUCAGCAGGCGCAACCUUCAAAACAACAAUCCAGCAUCCCAGCGGCCUCCAUCCCAAACUCCACCUCCACCUCCCCCGCCAACCCCUCACCCAACGCCCGCAGGAAACCUGCACACUGCACACCUACCUCACCCUCCCCUCCACGCUCUUUAUAGACCGCUUCCAGCUCUCCGACCGCCUCUUCCUGGACUCCCAGAACUUAGUGAGCUUACAAAGCCUCAUCGGCGAAGACGACCUCGAGGCUCCGGAUUGGGUAAUUCGGAGGUGGGGGUCGGCGGCGCUGGUUGAGCUUGCUGCGCCCGGUGCUGGUCUUGAUGGUGAGGGGGAGAUGUGGACGGCUACUAUCCCGCUUCAUCUGCGGUAUCUCUCUCCACUGCUAAGUGACGUUGGGACAGAUAGCACGGCCGGCGUGCAAAUUCCCUGGCCGAUUGUUUUCUGGGCCUGCGAAGUGGAGGAUGCUGAACUCAAUCUGGACAAUAACCCCUUUGAUCGCGUGGACCUAGGUUUCGAUGGACUAUUCACGCCACAGACGCUGUUUUAUCAUGUGCCGCCUGCGGGAGAUGCGAUGAGACUGGUGGAGGAGAUUCAAGUGCCGGUGUUGAGAGCCGACAGUGCGGGCUUGGUGCAGAUAGGCAUCUUUCUGGCCGUCGUUGGGGGAUUUGCAUGGAUAUGCUGGCAAUUGGCCAGAGCAGUUGACAAUGGGAAAGGGAAAGGGAAGAAAAGGCGGUAAAGGUAAGCAUCGUCAAACAAAC